Molecule: messenger RNA, 4733 nt
Organism: Marasmius oreades (fairy-ring Marasmius)
Lineage: Eukaryota; Fungi; Basidiomycota; Agaricomycetes; Agaricales; Marasmiaceae
Exons: 5
Coding region: 220-4335 (1371 amino acids)
Source: RefSeq, a predicted model, not a curated record
UGUGAAAGUUGUGCCCACUUUACACUGACGGCCAGAGCAAUAGUUGAGCUAGGCCACCCUAAUCCCCCUUUCCUUCCACAUCACCCUCAUUCUUCCCGUUGUAUCUCUCCUUAUACAUCUCGGUCCUUACCGCUUCUCCAGCAAAUAGGGCUCAAAUAACGGUCGAGUCGGUUCACUCGUUCGUGCCAUCGAAAAGGUUGCGGUAGUCGCUCUUCAUAAAUGACAACAUUGAGCCAGAAUGAUUCCCCAUUCUCUCGGUUCUCCCGUGCUCUUGGUUUGAGCAACAAGUUCAAUACCAUAUCCCCUCGUUCCAAACUGCAGCCUUCCGUCAAAGCUAAGGAGAAUAGUGAAGAUUGGUACAUUCCAUACAAUGGCCCUUACGAACCACCAAAGCCCGUUAUUCGUCGCGAGAAGGAGAGGGACAGUUGGGGGGAUCCAAUAGAUGGAGAGGAUGAUGACCCUGAGGACCAUGUUCUUGCAGAUCCUGAACUGCAUAACAGAUAUGGGCAAAUUUCUUCCAGUCCCGAUUGGAGAGUAGGUGGAAGUGGAGGGGCAAAGAGGGGGAGGUCUAAAACACAGUCGGAAGGUUCAGUCUUUUCAGGGCGUACGGGCUCAUCUGGGGCAGUGGAUCCUGCCAGAGUGAGCAUCGGCGCUCCUCGUCGCUCUACAGUCUCUGGAACUCAACUCCCACCCGCUCCGCCGUUUCCGGGUCUUGACCUUACCGGAGGAGUUGGGGACUCGCCGGUACCACAUCUUCGAGGUUCUUCCACUAGUACUCCCACACGGAAAAGUCUCGUCAGCUUGUUCACCUUCAACUCCUCAAGUAAGAAAAAGCAUUCAUCCACAUCCAUGAAGCUCUCACCGGAUCCCAAUCGGCAAGCUGGAAUGUCCAUCAAUAUAUCUAAAACUGAUGAACAAACGGACGGGAGACCUUCCAACCCUCCCGUCACCGACAAGCGACCCGACACUAUACCUCCUUUACCUUCAGACCCAAAACUUGACGCUGAACCUCUUAAUGCAUCAAGUGCCACCAAUGAUGAGGAAUACUACAAUUCAUAUUAUUCUACCCUUCUAAACAUGUCCUCUAAUUACCAGCAUGAUUUCCCUAAUACAGGCGUCUCUGAUCCUUCUGAUCCCAACGCCAGGCAACCAACUCACAUACCAGAAUCGCAUUCCCCUACGUCUGAUGCAUCUUCUGCACUGCAUCCGUAUGCUUACACCUUCCUCUCACCUUCAGAUAUCCCUCAAUCCGCCCCUCCCAUGCAGAAAUCUCAUUUUCAGCCCAUUCUCGCAUUCCACGACUCAACGAGAACCGCAGUUCCCAAGACAUCUUCUCCCCGUAAUUUGCGCCACCUUGCUCUUCCAACACAAAACUCGUUAAGCCACUCUGCGUCCACACCUAAUUUGCGUGGAAAACCUCGACCUCCCUUCAAUCAGUCGCGAAGAAACUUCAAAGACCGGCUUUUAUCAGCAGAGACGUGGUGCGAUGCGGUCCUCUUCCCUCGCCCUCGCCUCAAAGUCAAGCGGGAUGGUGCAUCAGGCGAUAGCACUCCUUCGUAUAGCAGUGGUCGGAUGGUUAGUCCACCUGGAACUCCAGUUGCUGACUACUUUGGCAACCGGCUUGAGGCGGGUAUAGCUUCACGGGUGCUUGCGCAUUCCCGGUCACUGGUAGAUUUAUCUACCGCCCCUACAACAGCAGGUCCGACAACUAUAAGGCAGGAAAUACGACCCUGCCUGCCACUCCCGACUGAACCGAAAGUUGCACAAGAAAAAAAGCCGGAAGUGUUAAAUACCGCACCUGCGAGACCUCCUAGACCGAAGAGUUGGGCCCUUGAUGAUCUGAUGUUACCCAGUCCUGUUCCAUCGCUUUCAAGAGUACUUGAAGAAGGACAAAUAUUGGAGCACCAAAGGAAGAAGUGGCAAACUCAAGCCAUCAACUCCUUCCAAAAUGAAAGGGCACGCGCACUUUCACGUACUCGUACUAAGUCUCAACGAGGUAAAAAGCGGUCGGAAAAAGCAAAUCCCCUCGAAUACCUUGCAGCGCGAGGCCUUCUAGGAAAUCAGAACCCAAUACAUCUCCAUUUACCUUCACCACGUCCCCGAACGACCAGUGAAAGCGAUUCGAGAGGUGCAUGGACGGCAUCACACGGCCACAGUAACUCCUUGUCAAAGACUAUAUCAAAGUCGUCCAAAUCGCAUUCAAGGAACGAUUCCCUCGGCAAGUCGGCGAUCAAAAUAGCCAAGUCUACAGUCGCUCUGUGCGGGGGUGGAACCAUGAUCACACCUAUUGAGGAGAAAAGUAAGGACCAGACUCUAAUGGGAGUGGCGGAUGGAUUCGAUGGCGCAAUUCGAGCUACUGGAACGAGGGUUAUUAGGCUGGUUGAUCCUGCCCAAACGCAAACACCUUUCUCACCUAUCUCGCCUUUGGACACCUCUCGACUAUCACCUGCUUCGGCCAGUAAUUUCAGGGUAGGAAUCGCGUUAUCCACUCCACCCCCGCCGGAGGAAGCUGUUGAUAGAGAGUCGAUUCGACUUCCGGCUCAUCCUUAUGCUCAGGGGGGAUUCAAUGCUUCUGUGUCAAGCCCAGUAAAGCCGGCCGACAACGCGACGACGACUGAGUUUCCUGUGCACUCGCCGAUUUAUGGGUCUCAUCCAUACGCUCUAGUGUCUGCUGCACCUUCCAUAGACUCCUACUCAGGUGAAGGGAAAAUCAUACCGGAAGUACGGCCGGAUAGCAUGGUACCACCUUCCGAGAAGAUGUGGGCGCAGUGGAGUUCCGGAGUUGUGCGGGAGAUCCUGCCGUCGGAAUUGCAGUAUUCACCAUUCGUAACAGCCCAGAACACCUUGACCGGGGUCGAAAACGUUAACAAAGCGGCAUUCAAUCGGAAAAUGCGGAAUUCGAGUCCCAUUUACGACACAGCUGGUAUUGGGGAGGCUUUGGCGUGGGCCGCCCAUAGACAGAGUAGGGAUAGCGGCCUCGGCACAAGUGAGGAGCAAGGGUCAAGCAACUUUGUCAGAAAUAGUCAGACGAUACUCGAUCAUGAAGGUAUUGGAAUUUCUGCAGUAGCGAUUGGCGAAAAGUCAAGUGAGCAGCUGUAUGCUUCUCCGCGUCGGAUACCAGUCCAGUACGAUGCGUCUCGCCCUGCUCAUAUGCAUCACGCGCGUAUGAAUAGUUCUUCAGCACCAUCACCUCUUUCGCGAGUUCAACCAGAACUCGCGACAUCCUCGACCUUAAAGGUAGCCGCCCCUACAAGGAAUAUUUUAACUUCAUCACCAGGAGAGAGCAGCUCCAGUUCUUCACCACCGAUCUCACCCCCCGCCCUCGGAAACCCAGACGACUUGGAGAAUUACCGUGAUUUAUUCUACCGGCCCCGCGGGUUGUCUGUAGAUGGCACGACCCAACCACUCAACCCUCGUAGUCCGCUUCAUCAACCGAGUAACAUUCCUUGGGAUGUGAGGAGUCAAGGUACUACUCGUACAGGAAUCACCAGUAUCGUUCGUCAGCUGAGUGAGGAACUCGACGGUAGCCACGACGAAGACCUGCGCCAUUCUAUCAGUCUCAGCUCUAGAUCGAGUCUGUCAAUCCUGCGUCAAGAGAUUCCCGAGACAGCAUCUGUCGAGGCUGUGACGAGGGUGAAGCCCGUAGCAAACGAGCAUGACACAGAUGUUCCUUUCUAUCCUAGCAUUCAGGUCCCGGAGGAUAUUGAGACCUCGACGAGGGCGUCAUCUCCAACGUCUCCUAUUGACGAUGCUGCUUUAGGGGUUUACCGUCUGGGCAAUGUUGAACCGUCCUCGACGCCGCUGGCCGAGGCAAGCGAUCCCCGAUUGUCCUAUGUUGGCCAAAUGUCUUAUGCUCACGAGAACAUCCGCGACGAUGAACAUGAAGACGUAUUAGGGACAUCUCCUGUCUUCUCACGCAACCCGGCAACGGCACACUCUAGUUUGCAGCCACCUUCCGUGGACCCCACCAGAAGUAGUUAUAUGACCAGUAAUUCGGAGGGCUCUCGUAUGUCUGGUUUAUCAGACUUCCCAGCACCACCGGCUCAGCUUCUCACUCCCGCUCAUAUGUCACUCCUGAGCUCUUACUUUGAUGAAACUCUCACGGCUAGUGAGCUUGCUCAGGUCCAAGCUCAAGGUGUACACGCCAAACCUGGUACGCGGUCUCGCGCUGGAUCAGUCACGGCACUCGCAACGCUGGGGCGCAAUGGGAAUGGGGGGCACAACACGCCAGCAGACGGCCAGACACUGGCAGGUGAUCACCUGAAUAGAGAAAGGUCCUUGGAUGACAAUAAUCAUGUCAUUGACGAUCUCCUUGAGAAACUGUCACCUGUAUAGCCGACAGCCUUAUUUUUCCGUCUCUGUUCGUACUCAUUUGUCUUGGAAGUUGUGUGCGCCUUAUAUUUGUAGUAUCAUUAUUCCUUCAUGUAUCUUUUCGUCUUUCGUUCAUCAGCAAACAUCAUCUACUAUACUCGGUGGGCCAUCAUUCCCCUUUAUUCUUUGUAUUACCCAUUCUUUCUGCAUGUAAAUUGAUAAUCAUUUCAUUUUUGCUUCAUAGACGCAUCACGACCUCAGUCACUUUUGGGUGGCCCGGCCUGAUUAUUUCUUUUCUUCUCCGGAUUGACCCAUCUUUGCCAAUCGUAGACCUGUAACUGGUUGGUAUAUGUAUAUAACUUAGGAUAUACUCUAAGUACCCAGCUCUGAGCUUCAGGGUUAUUCAUUGUAUAUGACGCGAC